Diachasmimorpha longicaudata is the source of this 1537-nucleotide messenger RNA. Its product is annotated as phospholipase A1-like. Gene Ontology annotation, molecular function: lipase activity. The record is from RefSeq and is a predicted model, not a curated record. Lineage: Eukaryota; Metazoa; Arthropoda; Insecta; Hymenoptera; Braconidae. The transcript is spliced from 6 exons. Gene Ontology annotation, biological process: lipid catabolic process. Bases 109 to 1395 code for a protein of 428 amino acids.
CGCCAAUUGAGUAAUUCCAUUCUGCCCCUCUUUCUAUUACCUUCCACGGCAUCGCCAGAGUCAACCGUACGUUGGUGAUCUCAGUCGACUCAUCGAAUUCUGUCGAUAAUGAUCGCCUCCAAGGGUGCAGUUGUUCUGUGGUUCCUCACUUAUUCGUUUUAUUUAUCGUCGAGUCGCAUCGUUCCUCAAAAUACGUCUCUGUCUCACGAUUUCCACGAGAAGCGCGUCAAUUAUAUGUACAAAUGGCCGAACGGUUCAAGUAUAACUUGGCACCCUGAGAGAAGUCUGGCCUCCCAGAAUCGGAAGACAGUCGACUGCUUGGGCAUCGGGGAUGUGGCAGCCGCAGGACUGGAGUGGUUCUUCAAGAAGAAUACCUCAGACUCGGUGGACGUCCGGUUCUUCUUGUCCUCGAGUAGACGUCCCCAUCGGGUCCGUGUCCUAGUGGGCCCACAAUUCGGCCUAGAGUGGACGGAUUUUUCGGUCCAAAGGAGAACUGUCAUCAUUGUUCAUGGAUUUCUGUCUCACGGAGGAGAAGACUGGAUCCGUGAAAUGGAGGAAGCGUUUCAUGCGUGGGGGGAUGUGAACGUUGUCGUUGUGGACUGGAGUGCGCAUGGAAAUACCUGGAACUACUACAGUGCUGCAGUAAACGCGCGGAUCGUGGGCCAUCAAAUAUCAAGGCUUUUAUCGCAUAUUGUCAACACAACUCGUGAAUCGACACCUGAUGAAACGUCGUGGGGCCCCAUUCACAUGGUGGGGCACAGUCUGGGGGCCCACAUAUGCGGUAUUACUGCCAAUCAUUUCAGGAUGCUCCCGACCUCCUGGAAAAUCCGGAGAAUUACAGGACUGGAUCCAGCGCAACCCUGUUUCAAAUACAGCGAUUUAUCCCUUAAUAAGAGUCACGCACCACUUGUUGAUAUCAUUCACACCAACGGCAAGUGGUUCUCCAGCAUUGGUCUUGGGUUACCAGGGCCGAUAGGUCACAUGGAUUUUUAUCCGAACGGCGGAAAGCGUCAGCCAGCUUGUAUAAAAAUCGAAGCGUCCUCGUUCGAUUACCUUGGAAUCCCAAAAAGCGCUGUCGAACAAGCGAUAUGCAGUCACGGAUUCUCUCACGCGUAUUUCACCGAGUCAGUUCGGUCAGCGGCUUCAAAAAAUUGUAGCUUUUGUGGCCGCAGUUGGGAUCUCACCUAUAGACAUGCUCAGCAGAUCAUUAAUGAGACCACUAAUCCACCGAACAUUUGUGUGGAAAUGGGUUUGAAAGCAGAAAAUGCCUCUCUAAGAGGAACCUUCUUCGUCAUGACGUCCAGUACUACUCCAUUUUGCGAUGUGAACUUCGGGGACCACACUGAAACACUACAACAUUUGCGAGAAGAUUUCAUCGAUGAAAUUCGAGAUUGAAAGACGAACUCUGAAUGUUUCUGAACUUCAUAUAAUUAUUUUAAUAUGUUAAGAGUGUAUUGUAUUAUAUCGUUUUAUGGAGCGUUAAACUAAUGAUCCGCCGGUUUUAUUUAUCCCCUGAAAUACCUAACGUUAGAUUAUA